ACGAGGUCUGACGAUCUGGCUCAGAUGCUUUUCCCAAACUUGGAACAAAUCAAAGCUUCUCUCCGACAAUCGGUAGAGUUUCUCGGGCAGCAAUACUUGUUAUGUGCCAACAUGUGCACAAGGUCAGUUGGUCUCAACACAUGUCAUGACUAAUGGUAGUAUACGUAUGCACUGGCUCAUGUCCGAGAAUCUGGUCAGAAAUUCCGAAAGCUAUGCUGUAGAUGCUCAACGCGCAAUCUCGUGGGAACCAAAUAUCGUGGAGGGACUUCCUGACAGCUUAAGCAGAGUGUGUUCUCUCGGAUGCCUACAGAAAGUAUUCAUCGACGCGAUCUGCUUCGCUGGUUUUGAAUUUGACCGGCUGCUCUCUGUUGUGGUACAAUUCGAAUCUGUAAUAGAUUUGAACCUGUGGCUCCACAUGGGUCAGCAAGUUGCUGCACAGAAUAGGGAAACCUUUUUAUUCUUCCUCGACUCACUUGUCACACUCGUUCACGAUGGUUUGGUACUCCCACUGGCUCUCGUUGAAGCCUGGAGCUUCAGAUUUCCGGUAAUUUUCCUUUCCGGAGAUGGAAUACUGACUGAAGCAUUCGCAGGGCUGUCUGGCGGUACUUACUGCCCUCGAUGAUGGAUCCAGGGAGUACGCUCAUCAUCUUCAACGCUACACUGAGACCAUCAAUGCGGCGACUACUACUCUUGUGCGAGAUGCUCAUACAGAACGUUUGGCUGACACAACACACUCUCCAGAUGGCAUGAUCAUACGUAAGAUGUGGGUCAGUACGAGCGACCUUGUAAGCUUAUGUACAGAGAGAGGGCUUCCAAGGCUGAUCUCUUGUGCUGCAUCUCAGUUAUCACAGCCAGCCAGUCUUAUCAACAUGUC
Messenger RNA from Protomyces lactucae-debilis, 874 nucleotides. RefSeq lists its product as uncharacterized. NCBI's taxonomy places the organism in Eukaryota, Fungi, Ascomycota, Taphrinomycetes, Taphrinales, Protomycetaceae. The transcript has a single exon. The coding region runs from base 146 to 622 and encodes 158 amino acids. The record is from RefSeq and is a predicted model, not a curated record.